Molecule: messenger RNA, 2709 nt
Organism: Nymphalis io (European peacock)
Lineage: Eukaryota; Metazoa; Arthropoda; Insecta; Lepidoptera; Nymphalidae
Exons: 15
Coding region: 456-2615 (719 amino acids)
Source: RefSeq, a predicted model, not a curated record
GCAAGAACGCGUAGGACUUGCUUAGUUCUAUGCAAACGAGAACUAAGAACAGCUUAGAACCGUCCCUGUAAUAUAAUUUCAUUGCUUGGAUGUAAAGUCCGUAAGGCUUACUGUUGCUUACUGCAUUAUGGCCAGAGAAGCAAUUUUAUUUUAAAAGUAUUGUUUGAUAAUUCUAGUUCUUUAUGGAAUGUUUAUUCAGAUGUCUCGUAAAUAUGGUCUAUAGUAAAGUCCACGAGUGCUUAAAAUUGUUAUUGUAAGAUUAACUAAAUGGUCGAGCCCAAAUUUGUCUAAUACGAAUGAGAGCAAAGUGUCAUAAUUUCAAACCUAACGAAAUAAAAAAAAACAGAAACAAGACUAAAGACAAGUGCAGAUUUGUGCUGUGAUUUACUUAAAUUGUGGACACACCAUAAUCUCGUUAAAUGUGUUAAUAAGUUUCUUUGUGUCGUGGUUAAAUCAUGAUGCAAUACGGAAAUAUCGUGUGCGUAAUUUUAUUUACAUUAGCAGCAUAUAGUGAACCAAGAUGUCCACCGACACUGUCGCAGACGUUCGUAAGAUGGUCAGGAAUGACUCCUGAUAAGGCUACUCCGGUGUUCGUCUAUUCGGCCAGCGGAGAUGAGGAAUCUUUAACGGGCGCCUGCUUAGCGCGCUGUAGAGAACUCGAAGAUUGCGCGGCGGUGAUUGUGGCAUUCACGAAGGGAAACUGCCAAGGAAUUGCUAUAUCACAUUCAAGACAAUUCUAUGCGGACAACGACGUCGCCUACUUUAAUAAAAUAUGUUUGAAAUCAUCACAUAAUUGUGAUAACAGUUGGUGGUUUCUCGAGAGCACACCAGGCUACUAUCUGAACUCAGAAGGACCAAAUGUAAAAAUUAUUACGAAUACAACCAUUCAAGAAUGCUACAAUGACAUCUUCUCUACGAAUGAGAAACAUUAUCGAUCAGCGCAAUGGAUAUAUUCAGACAGUACCUCAGAGGCGUUCGCUCUAUUAGACUCAGUGAUAGGAAACUGUAUCUUAAAUGGUGAGAAUAAAUUCACUGAACCCGAGUCGUACAGGGUGUCGAACUAUAACACAGUCUACAUAGAAAACCAAUGCGGACAUGACUAUCCCAAAAAAAUUGAUAGAUGCUCUUACGAAGAAUAUUACAAUCAAACUUUAAAACACGUGGAUUUGACCGCUAAAAAUUAUACAAAAGAUGAGUGUAAAUUCGCAUGCGAGAGUGAGAAAAGAUUUGUAUGUCGUGGUUUCACUUGGACGGCGGUUCAAUCUCGUGGUCUUUGUGAUCUUCACAGUGAAGACCUCGUCACUACAGGGUCUUGGUUGUUGCGUCGGGUGACCGGAGCAACGUACUACCGUCGGGUUAUAUGUCUCAACAUAAGCGUAGAAUGCGAAGGUUCCCACUUAGUAGUAGCAUACAGACCGCGCGGCCUGUUCCGCGGGCGCAUGUACGUGCCCGGCCGCAGCGAGCGCUGCAGCGCACGCGCUCUUACACCGACCGCGCCAGUCCGCCUCGCUCUACCUCUGCACGGCGACUGCGAUGUAAAUUUUGCCUAUGCGAUUAGUAAGGGGCCCACUGGAAUUGUGAAUAGAACAAUGGCAUACGUGAUGUUAAUGAUUCAGACCAACCCGAUCAUUCAGACAGCGGGGGACCGCUGGGUACGUGUGGGUUGCUCGCCGGGCGCUGGGGCUAGGGGAUAUGCUAAGGUUGAAGCUACCGUCGCCGUAAAGGACUCCGGACGGCCGUCAAUAGCCAGCGAGUCGAACGAAGACAUCGACAACCGGGGUGCGAGUGCUGUGUUCAGUGCCGGCGCGCCGCUUGCGAUGUACGCCGUGCGCGCGCAUGAUGGACACACGGGCGCACUGGGGCUCGGCGAGCCGCUGGAGUUGAGGAUAGAAACAACGGAUGAAUCAGAAAUUGAAGCUUAUCACUUGGUGGCAUCUUCAAGACUCGGCGAUAGCUCGGUCCUGUUGUUAGACAGCAAGGGAUGUCCAACAGGGCAGGUUGAUUUUCCGUCAUUUACGAGGUCUCGGGUAGGAGGGAUGCAACGACUUUCAGCGCAGUUCAAGGCGUUCCGUUUUCCGACCUCCCAGGUUGUACGUUUCUCUAUAAUGGUACGGUUCUGCGAUGGAAAAUGUCCUACGCGAAACUGUGGCAAAAUAGAGCAAUUGAGGAACGCAAGAGACGCUAACGACACGUACGGAGCAACAGAGGCGCAGGUUUCGGAGGAAUCGUGGGCCACCGCUGUAAGAGUGGGGUGCGGCGACGCGGAUAGGGUGCCGCUCGAGCUGCAGCUGCUGGUCGGCGCGAAACCCUUACUCUCCGACACGCUCGUUCGAGCCGAUCACCGCUCUGCGCUGCCGGAAGACCCGCGGCCAACGGAUAGUGCAAUGGUCUGUGUGCAUGAGUUGUUGCUGGUAGCGCUGAUGCUGGCGUGGCUCGCCGUGCAGGUGUUGCUGCUGUUGGGCUGCUGCGUGCUUGUUAAGAGAUAUAGAAAUUUAGCGGAAAUGAAUAUGCAGAAAGAUUACCAUUCCUUCGACAACGUGGGCUUCGAAACUGGCUCUACACAUCGACGUGUUCACUGGCCAGACCAAAACAUAGAUAUAAUACACGCCUCAUAGUUACAUUUUAGUUAUAUAUCAAAUUUGUAGUAUAGUCCAAUUUGUAUUAUAAUCUGUUUUUAAAUAUUCUUUAAUAAAUGUAUUUAUUUAUAUA